Molecule: messenger RNA, 453 nt
Organism: Anopheles stephensi (Asian malaria mosquito)
Lineage: Eukaryota; Metazoa; Arthropoda; Insecta; Diptera; Culicidae
Exons: 1
Coding region: 1-453 (150 amino acids)
Molecular function (GO): zinc ion binding; nucleic acid binding
Source: RefSeq, a predicted model, not a curated record
AUGGGAGAGCUUCUCGUUACCAACAUCGACUCUCUGGCCAAGGAGAGUGACGUGGAGCUCGCCAUCAAGGAGAAGCUGGGAGCAGAGCCGGGAAUCACGCGUGUCGAACUCUGGGAGCUCCAUGAUGGCACGAGGCGCGCUCGAGUGCGGUUCCCGCUCACAAAGGCACGGCUUCUCAUCGGUCAGAAGCUGACACUGUGCCAAUGCGUCAGCGGCAUCCGCGAAGUGCCGAAGAAGCCGCUCGACCGUCAGCGUUACUUCCGUUGCCUGUUGAUGGGGCAUCUGGCGCGAGACUGUCGUGCCUCGUCGGACCGGUCGGGUCAGUGUUUGCAGUGUGGCGAAGAGGGUCACUGCAUUAGCCAGUGCACUUCGACAGCUAAGUGCAUUGUCUGCCAGAGGCCCCAUCGUGUGGGCCACUCAUCGUGCCGCCAGAAGCAGCAUUCGCGGGCGUAA